AUGGAUCAGAGCAAAGUUGAACCAGAGCCCUUUGAAUAUAUCUACUAUGACCUUGUAGAGCCGACCGAACCACCCAAGGAAGUAAUCCCACCAUGUGACCCUACGGUGGACGACAAGCUCUUCAACAUAUGUAUACUUUCCAUAUCUUUUGCUGUGAUGUUGAUCCUGGCAGCCCUCAGCAGGAAAAAGCGGCUAUGCCAGGGCUUCACAAGAGGAGCUUCAAGUAUCUUCAGUCCGUUAAACUUCCUGGAUCAGACCCAGAAUAAGGGCGUGGCGAUGGCUGUCUUUGGGCUCAUCUUCAGUAAGCUGUCUGUGCUAGUACUCUCCCCAGACCCUCUCCCUUUCUCCAAAGAUACUCCAGUGGAAAUCAAAGAGUACAUGAAGAUAAUUGCUAUCUUCUACUAUCCAAUCCUGUAUUACCCACUGUUGGUCUGUGGCACUCUGCAAAACAAAGCAAGCUAUGCACUUGGCAGCCUCCUUUCCAUGAGUCAUUUUGGGGUCCUGCUGUGGCAGAAGUUUGACUGUCCCAAGACCCCUGAGAUCUAUCAGUAUUAUGCUGUACUCGCUAGUCUCCCACAGCUGGCCUGCCUGGUGUACCUCUGUGUCCAGUUCCCUUUGUUUUUUAUCAAAGGACCAGAAAAUGAUGAGGACCUUGACAGUAGCUAUUACAAGGACUAUGUGAAGUCAGUUCUGAAGAAAAGGUCCUCAACUGCCAGUGACGACAAACAGAAACUGUCAGAUAGAAUACUGGAAAUGCUGAAAGGUUAUGUGUACACACCAGAAAAAGAGUUUUGUUUCCCACUCAAGUUGUCGGUUUCAGCAUUUGUUGCCUUUGUGGCAAUUUAUCACGUGUCCUUGCUGUUGGUCGUUCUGGUGAUCCCCACUCUCCACAUUGUCCGUGCCGGUAUUGAUGAUAAAAUCGCCUUCCUGUUACUCGGGUUUAAUAUUGUUCUAUCAGACGACAAGAUGGAGGUUGUGCAAAUUGUCACUUUCUAUACCUGGUUGUUGGAGGUGUGCUACCUGUGUGCGAUGACACUGUCCUCUUUGAUCAGUCUAGUGAUGCUCAUGAGAUCCAUGGUUCUUCACAGGUCAAACCUAAAGGGACUGUACCGGGGAGACAUUUACAACAUUUACAACUGCCAGAAAAUGAUCCGCCCAUCUAAACCCGGCAUUGUCUGUUGGAUGGGCUUGACAGGCUACCAGGCUGCUAUCGCCUGCCUCGGAAUGGUAAUCCAGACGGUUGUGUUUUUCAUCUGUUUCUUGUUCCUGGUGUUUCUAAUCAUCAUUCCUGUAUUCUACGGCCGAAACCUCAUCCUCUUCCAGAUGGGUGCAAAGGCAUGGCCAAGCUGGAUAACACUGGUAUUGGCCACAGCACUUCAGCACGUGAUGGCUAAGUUUGUAUUCAUCAAAAUGGAUGCUGGUAGCAGAGACUUGAAAAACAGAGGGAGUCUCUUCCUGAUAACAUAUCUGCUGUACCUGAUUAACAUUGUGGUGGGCCUGAUUGUCAACAUAUGGAGAAUCGUGAUAACCGCUUUAUAUAAUAUCCUCCAUCUGGGGCGUAUCGACAUUAGUUUACUUCACCGCACAGCUGAAUCCCAUGACCCAGCCUAUCGCUACUAUGCCCACUAUCUGAAGAUUGAGGUCAGCCAGUCUCACCCUGUGAUGAAGGCCUUCUGUGGAUUGCUGCUGGACGUCAUAAUCCAGGGUGGCAGUGCUGGACAGAAGAUGCGAGAUGCUGAGGAAGGGAUCCAGAUGGUUCAGCAGGAGAAGAGGCAGAACAAGAUGGCCACCAGCAGGAGGAUCCGCGCCCGCUGGCAGCUCUUCUACACGCUGGUCAAUAACCCCUCGCUGCUGGGCUCCAGGAAGCACUUCCAGCUGCAGAGCUCGGAAAGCUUCCUCAAUGGCAGCCUCAACCGCGGCAGCCAGGGAGGGAGUCAGAGGGAGGCAAGUGCACUGGCGGCAGAGACGACGACGACCUCAGAUAACUGA
Molecule: messenger RNA, 1989 nt
Organism: Lampris incognitus (smalleye Pacific opah)
Lineage: Eukaryota; Metazoa; Chordata; Actinopteri; Lampriformes; Lampridae
Product: receptor for retinol uptake stra6-like
Exons: 17
Coding region: 1-1989 (662 amino acids)
Biological process (GO): vitamin A import into cell
Cellular component (GO): plasma membrane
Molecular function (GO): retinol transmembrane transporter activity; signaling receptor activity
Source: RefSeq, a predicted model, not a curated record